Symbiodinium necroappetens is the source of this 486-nucleotide messenger RNA. The record is from the annotation of a GenBank genome assembly. NCBI's taxonomy places the organism in Eukaryota, Dinophyceae, Suessiales, Symbiodiniaceae.
GGGUUGGCAGAUCCAAGCCGCAUCAACGACCUUGGCUGGACUGAUGCACAUCACGUAGCAUAUGGGUGGCCUAUCCAAGCGGCGCAUGGGACGACUUUCUCGAUACCUCCUGAAAAGCACCAUAUGUCGUCAUUCAAUCAAGUCACCGACGAGUUCCUUUGUUUGCGAAAUGACUUUGGGCAGACGGCACUGCAUUUAGCAGUGCGACAGGACCACGACGAGCUUGUCUCCUUCCUUAUCUUGACGAGAAAACUACCAUGCCUGGAUGUGGGGAAUGGAGACGGAGAUACACCGCUGCACUAUGCAGCUGCAUGGGGACGCAGGGAGAGCGCUCGGUUGCUGAUUCAAGGGGGUGCAGAUCCGUCCAUCCUAAACAAUCAAGCCAAAACUCCCAUGGAUGAUGCACUCUCAUUUGGCCAUCCAGACAUUUGGUCCAUCAUGUCCCAGGAAAAGAUGCCUCAGCAUGCAAAGUCGAUAGAGUUAUGA